UUAUGGUGACGUCAGUUUAUGAAAAGCCAGAUGAGACCACUGCCAAGAAGUGCUUGCUCACCUCUCCUUCAACGGCAGGGGAAUCUCCCUUUCCUUUUCUGGGUGAAGCGCAGAAAGGAUUCAGAAAUGAAGCUCUAUCCCUCUCACCAACCCCAGCCCACACCUCCCAGCAAUUGAACUUGAAAAAAACCCUGGUCUGAAAAAUUACCACAAACUAUGUUGUCAUCAAAAAACCACUUCCUAUACUUGAGGCCAAAGAAGAGAGUGGCAGGCACGAUUUCCUGGCUGAGCAAACCAUUCUAAUACUUAAAGAGAGCAACACUUGACUGUUAUAGAGACUGGAUGGACCGGCAAGGGUGACAACCUGAAUGGAUUGAUCCUCUCUUCCCCACCCUUCCGGCACAAUGGAAAGAAGAGGCUGACAGGCAAAUCCAGCAUUCUGUAGAAAAAACAUCUUUUCUUCACUGCUCCCAAAUAGGCAGCCAGUCCCAGGUCCCAGGAAGAUGAAGCCAAGCUUGCUGGUGUGCGGAUUAUUGACAUUCACCAUGGUAACUGGCUACGUGGCAGAGUUUUGUUACGAUGGUCCACCAGAGAUCAGAUAUGCCACUUUCAAAGCCCACACAUACAAGAAUGGCACCAUACUCAACUGUGAAUGCAAGAAAGGUUUUCGCAGAAUAAGAAAUGGAUCACCGUAUAUUCUUUGUACAGGAAAUUCUAGUCAUGUUUCCUGGGAAAACAAAUGUCAAUGCAUGAGUAAUUCCCCUUGGUACACAGAGAAACAAGUUACAUCUAAACCUGAACAAGAAGAGGAAAGAAAAAGCUCGGAAAUGCAAAGUCAGAUGCAGCUCCUGGACCAAGUAAAGCUUCUAGGUCACUGCAGGGAGCCUCCACCAUGGGAACAUGAAGCUAUGGAGAGAAAGUAUCAUUUUGUGGUGGGGCAGACAGUUCAAUACCAGUGCAUGAAGGGAUACAGGGCCCAAAGGAGAGGCCGUGCCGAAAGCACCUGCAGAGUGAUCUGUGGGGAAACGAGGUGGACACAGCCCCGGCUCACGUGCACAAAUGAAGUGAUUCCAGGUAAAGAAGAGGCUGAAUCAAGCACUGACACUCUUCCUGAGAGUGAAGCUUCCUGUCCCUCAAUAACAACAGUUUCUCAAAAAUAUACAGAAGCAGUUACAACCACAGAGACGUUUAUAUUUACUACAGAGUAUCAGAUUGCAGUGGCCAGCUGUGUUUUCCUGCUGAUCAGUAUCCUGCUUCUCAGUGUGUUCACCUGGCAACGAAAAUGGGGGAAGAGUAGAAGAACAAUCUAGAAAACCAAGAGUGGUGAGAAGCCAAGAACAGCCGAUAGAAGUCAUGGAGCACAAGACAAAAUCAAAGAACUUAAACACUCAUCCAAGAAGCACUUCUUGCUAUCCCUUGGGUUUUGGAAAGCUCUGAAAUUGUAUCACAGAACAACAGGCAGCUGCAACCCCAUCUCUAAGUCAGCUCUGUAGUGUCAAUGAGUGAGAUCUACCUGCUUCCAAUGCCAAGGCCAUUGAAGGAAAAGAGAAGAACAAACACAACUCUCUGUGUUAUUUUCGUGUAUAUGUAAUGUGUUCAUAAAAGCAUAAAUGGCAUGGAACCCUCUCCACACUAUACAGAGAAUAAAAGAAGUAGCUUUAUGUUAAUUUCAUCACCACUUCUGCCCCAGGUAAAGCCCUUGCACUAAUGUAAAUAGACACACACACUUCCUAUUCUAUGUAAGUGGACCUUGUCCCUUGUUCCAUAAGAAUCCUUCUCCAGCCUCUGGUGGGCCAGCCCAUUCCUCUGAUCACGUUCCUAAUGAAUGUCCUUUAAGAACGCUGGACUAGUGACUAUGAAUCUUUUUGUCCUGAGUUCAAUCCUCUAAACUAGCCCUCUUCUAUUGAACUUUUAAUUUAGAAUUUUUAAAAUACAAUAACCAUGGAAAAUGAUCUUUGGGCAGCCCUUAACACAGGGCAGGCAAGCCCUUGGAACUGUAGAUCUUCAACAUUUGAAAGGGUUUUCCUAGAGUUAAUGCUGGGAACAAAAGGAUAAAUCAACUAUCAGGCAAUGAAUUAUACAUAAAAUGUCUUUACCUGUACAUUCCUGAUACAUUGAAUUUGGGCUGCACUAAUGUGAGGCUUACAGAUAGACACGUGAUGUGCACAUGUGUACAUUUCCAGAUAAGUGUCAUAAAAACACCGAAAAGACAUCAAUGCAUUCAAUGUUUGUGGAAGGAAAGAAAGAGGGUGGAAGUGACGUGGGACAGAGGAGGGAGAUCAUUCUGACAGAACGUAACUAUGGAAAAUGUCAUAAAAACGGUUCUCAAACAUUAGCAAAAAAGUUAGCAAAUCAGAACCACCUGGAGGGCUUGUUAAAACACACUGCUGGGCCCAUCCACAAAGCAUUUGAAUCUGUAGGUCUGGUAGGGAGCCUGAGAACUUGCAUUUCUAAUGCAUUCCCAGGUGAUGCUGACGCAGCUGGUCUGAGACCACACUUUGAGAACCACUGGAUUAUACCUUCUCCACCCACAUCCUCAACUUUCUACUGAACACCUUCAGUUCCAGGUGUUUAUUCGGUCUCUUGCAAAAAAGAUUUCUCUUCCCAAAUAAGUUAACUCAGAUGUUCUACUUUCAUAAAAUCACUUGAUUAAGGGGAUUAAUACAGGGUCCAGAUCCAGACUAAAGAACCAUUUGCUCUCUUUUCUGUGACCAACCAAGUUCAGUCUAGACUGUCUUGUCCACACCCCUUGCACCCAUCCAAAUAUAUGCUUUCUGGGUAAACUACAGUUAAAAGGAAUCUCAGACCAGACAUAAAUUUUAAAAACAAAUCUUACUUGAACAAAAUUGAAUUGAAUUGAAUUAUCAUUACUAUUUUGGGGGAAAGGGGGCCUGUGAGAUCAAAAUUAUUGUCAUAAUAAUAUUAAGACGUUAUUUACCUUUUUCACUUUCUCUGUGUACUGUGGAGCUUUCCAGGGGCUACAUGAUAAGUGAUGAUGCCAUUGCUCUGGUGUUAACAUAUAGUGAGUUUACUUACUGUUAUUUUUAAAGAAUUAAUAAAUAAUAUUUUUUAAAUUUCUGUUUUAAUUUCUAAAUGUUGUAAGUAUCAUUACAUAUAACUCAUAGAAGCAAAAGCCUCAAAAAUAGGUUCAAACAUAUCAAAGAUCAUGAAGAUGA
Messenger RNA from Loxodonta africana (African savanna elephant), 3176 nucleotides. It is a transcript of the gene IL2RA, whose product is annotated as interleukin 2 receptor subunit alpha. The record is from RefSeq and is a predicted model, not a curated record. Gene Ontology annotation, molecular function: interleukin-2 receptor activity; interleukin-2 binding. NCBI's taxonomy places the organism in Eukaryota, Metazoa, Chordata, Mammalia, Proboscidea, Elephantidae. Bases 504 to 1310 code for a protein of 268 amino acids. Gene Ontology annotation, biological process: inflammatory response. The transcript is spliced from 8 exons.